Molecule: messenger RNA, 9044 nt
Organism: Leptonychotes weddellii (Weddell seal)
Lineage: Eukaryota; Metazoa; Chordata; Mammalia; Carnivora; Phocidae
Gene: F8
Product: coagulation factor VIII
Cellular component (GO): plasma membrane
Molecular function (GO): oxidoreductase activity; copper ion binding; signaling receptor activity
Source: RefSeq, a predicted model, not a curated record
UAAAAAGGAAGCAAUCUUAUCUGUUACUGCUUACUGCUGAUGCUGCUGUAACAUCCAGCAGGUAAAGUUCCCUAAAAUUCACAGCAAAAAUUUUGGGACUUUUUACUAAAUCAUAGAAAAUUUACCUUUUUUUUCCCCUGGGAGCUGAAGAUAUUUUAGAGAAGAAUUAAUCUUUUGUUUCUCCAGUUGAACAUUUUCUAGCAAUACGAGCCAUGCAAACAGAACUCUCUACCUGCUUCUUUCUGUGCCUUUUGCCAUUCAGCUUUAGUGCCACCAGAAGAUACUACCUGGGUGCAGUGGAACUGUCCUGGGACUAUAUGCAAAGUGAACUGCUCAGUGAGCUGCACGUGGACACAAGGUUCUCUCCUAGGGUGCCAAGAUCUUUGCCAUUCAACACAUCAGUCAUGUACAAAAAGACUGUGUUCGUAGAGUUUACAGAUGACCUUUUCAACAUUGCCAAGCCCAGGCCACCAUGGAUGGGUUUGCUGGGUCCUACCAUCUGUGCUGAAGUUUAUGACACAGUGGUCAUUAUACUUAAGAACAUGGCUUCUCAUCCUGUCAGUCUUCAUGCUGUUGGUGUAUCCUAUUGGAAAGCUUCUGAAGGUGCUGAAUAUGAGGAUCAGACCAGCCAAAAGGAGAAGGAAGAUGAUAAAGUCAUUCCUGGUGAAAGCCAUACUUAUGUCUGGCAGGUCCUGAAAGAGAACGGUCCAAUGGCCUCUGAUCCACCAUGUCUCACCUACUCGUAUUUUUCUCAUGUGGACCUGGUGAAAGACCUGAAUUCAGGCCUCAUUGGAGCCCUGCUGGUUUGCAAAGAAGGUAGUCUGGCCAAAGAAAGGACACAGACCUUGCAUGAAUUUGUACUACUUUUUGCUGUAUUUGAUGAAGGGAAAAGUUGGCACUCAGAAACAAAUGAGCCUUUGACACAGGCUUUGGAUCCUGCAUCUGCUCAGGCCCAGCAUGAAAUGCACACAGUCAAUGGCUAUAUAAACAGGUCUCUGCCAGGUCUGACUGGAUGUCACAAGAGAUCAAUCUAUUGGCAUGUGAUUGGAAUGGGCACCACCCCCGAAGUGCACUCAAUUUUUCUAGAAGGUCACACAUUUCUUGUGAGGAAUCACCGCCAGGCCUCCUUGGAGAUCUCACCAAUAACUUUCCUUACUGCUCAGACAUUCCUGAUGGACCUUGGCCAGUUUCUACUGUUUUGUCAUAUCCCUUCCCACCAACAUGGUGGUAUGGAAGCUUAUGUCAAAGUAGAUAGCUGCCCAGAGGAACCCCAACUACGGAUGAAAAAUAAUGAAGAAGAGGAAGAUUAUGGUGAUCUUUAUGACUCUGACAUGGACGUGGUUAGCUUUGAUGAUGACAACUCCUCUCCCUUUAUCCAAAUCCGCUCAGUUGCCAAGAAGCAUCCUAAAACUUGGGUCCACUAUAUUGCUGCUGAAGAGGAGGACUGGGACUAUGCUCCCUCAGGCCCCCCCCCCAAUGAUAGAAGUUAUAAAAAUCUGUAUUUGAACAAUGGUCCUCAGCGGAUUGGUAGGAAGUACAAAAAAGUCCGAUUUAUGGCAUACACAGAUGAAACAUUUAAGACUCGUGAAGCUAUUCAGUAUGAAUCAGGAAUCCUGGGACCUUUACUUUAUGGAGAAGUUGGAGACACACUGUUGAUUAUAUUUAAGAAUCAAGCAAGCCGGCCUUAUAACAUCUACCCUCAUGGAAUCACUGAUGUCAGUCCUUUGCACUCAGGGAGAUUGCCAAAAGGCAUGAAACAUUUGAAAGAUAUGCCAAUUCUGCCAGGAGAGGUAUUCAAGUAUAAAUGGACAGUGACUGUAGAAGAUGGGCCAACUAAAUCAGAUCCUCGGUGCCUGACCCGAUAUUACUCAAGCUUCAUUAAUCUGGAGAGAGAUCUAGCUUCAGGACUCAUUGGCCCUCUCCUCAUCUGCUACAAAGAAUCUGUAGAUCAAAGAGGAAACCAGAUGAUGUCGGACAAGAGAAAUGUCAUCCUGUUUUCUGUAUUUGAUGAGAAUCGAAGCUGGUACCUCACAGAGAAUAUGCAGCGCUUCCUCCCUGAUGCAGAUGUAGUGCAGCCCCAUGAUCCAGAGUUUCAAGUCUCUAACAUCAUGCACAGCAUCAAUGGCUAUGUUUUUGACAACUUGCAGCUGUCAGUUUGUUUGCAUGAGGUGGCAUACUGGUACAUUCUAAGUGUUGGAGCACAAACUGACUUCCUGUCUGUCUUCUUCUCUGGAUAUACCUUCAAACAUAAAAUGGUCUAUGAAGACACACUUACCCUAUUCCCAUUCUCAGGAGAAACUGUCUUCAUGUCAAUGGAAAACCCAGGUCUGUGGGUUCUGGGGUGCCACAACUCAGACUUUCGGAACAAAGGCAUGACAGCCUUACUGAAGGUUUCUAGUUGUAACAGGAACAUUGGUGAUUAUUAUGAGGACACAUAUGAAGAUGUUCCAAUUUCCUUGCUGAAUGAAAACAAUGUCAUUGCACCCAGAAGCUUCUCCCAGAAGUCAAGGCAUCCUAGCACCAAGCAAAAGCAAUUCAAAGCCACCACAACUCCAGAAAAUGACAUAGAGAAGAUUGACCCUCAGUCUGCAGAAAGAACACCGCUGCUUAAAGCACAGAGUGUCUCCUCUCGUGAUUUGUUGAUGCUGCUGGGACAGAAUCCUACUCCACAUGGAUUAUUCUUAUCUGAUCUCCAAGAAGCCACACAUGAAGCUGAUGGUUAUUUACUUGGAGCAAUAGAAGGAAACAAGGCCCCAUCUGAAGUGGCAAGUCUCAGACCAGAGCUCCAUCACAGUGGGGACAGAGUAUUUACUCCUAAGCCAGAACUGCAAUUAAGAUUAAAUGAGAAUUUGGGGACAACUGUAACAGUAGAGUUGAAUAAACCUGAUUUAAAGAUUUCUAGUUCAUCAGACAGUCUAAUGACUUCACCAACAAUUCCAUCAGACAAGUUGGCAGCAAGUCCUGAAAAGACAGAUUCCUUAGAACCCCCAAAUAUGUCAGUUCACUUUAAUAGUCAUUUAGGUACCAUUGUAUUUGGCAAAAAUUCAUCUCACCUUAUUCAGUCUGGUGUACCUUUGGGCUUGAGUGAAGGAGAUAAUGAUUCCAAGUUGUUAGAAGCAGCUUUAAUGAAUAGUCAAGAAAGUUCACUGGGAGAAAAUGUAUUAUCAAUGGAGAGUAAUAGGUUAUUUAAAGAAGAAAGAGUUCGUGGACCUGCUUCAUUAAUCAAAGAUAAUGCUUUAUUCAAAGUUAAUAUCUCUUUGGUAAAGACAAACAAGACAUCAAUUAACUCAACAAUUAAUAGAAAGACUCAUGUUGAUGUCCCAACAUUAUUUAUUGAGAACAGUACAUCAGUCUGGCAAGAUGCUAUAUUAGAAAGUAAUACUGAGUUACAAGAAGUGACUUCUUUGAUUCAUAAUGAAACAUUUAUGGACAGAAAUAUUACAGCUUUGGGGCUAAAUCAUGUGUCAAAUAAAACCACUUCAUCAAAAAAUGUGGAAAUGGCCCACCAAAGAAAAGAAGGCCCUGUGCCACUAGGUACAGAAAAUCCAGAUCUAUCAUUCUUCAAGAUACCGUUCUUGCCAGAUUCAGCAAAUUGGUUAAAAAGGACCCAUGGCAAGAACUCCCUAAGCUCUGAGCAAAGGCCCAGUCCAAAACAAUUAACAUCUUUAGGAUCAGAAAAAUCUGUGAAAGAUAAGAAUUUUUUGUCAGAGGAGAAAGUGGUAAUAGGAGAGGAUGAAUUUACAAAGGACAUAGGACUCAAAGAGAUUAUUUUUCCAAAGAGCAAGAGCAUAUUUUUUACUAAUUUGGCUAAUGUCCAAGAAAAUGAUACAUACAAUCAAGAAAAAAAAUCUCAGGAAGAGAUAGAAAGAAAGGAAAAAUUAACCCAAGAGAAUAUGGUUUUGCCUCAGGUAUAUACAGUGAUUGGCACUAAGAAUUUCCUGAAGAACCUUUUCUUACUAAGCACUAAGCAAAAUGUAGAAGGUUUAGAUGAGCAGCCAUAUACUCCAAUACUUCAAGACACCAGGUCAUUAAAUGAUUCAGCACAUAGAGACGGGAUUCACAUGGCCAACUUCUCAAAAAUAAGGGAAGAAGCAAACUUGGGAGGCCUGGGAAAUCAAACAAAGCAAAUGGUAGAGGGAUUUCCAAGCACUACAAGGAUGUCUCCUAAUCCAAGUCAGCAUCUUAUCACUCAACGUGGUAAGCGGGCUUUGAAAGAACCCAGACUCUCACUAGAAGAAAUAAAAUUUGAAAGGUGGGUAAUUUUGAAUGACACCUCAACCCAGUGGUCCAAAAACAUGAACCAUUUGACCCAGGGCACCCUCACAAAGAUAGAGUACAAUGAGAAAGAAAAAAGAGCCAUUACUCAGUCCCUCCUAUCAGAUUGUUCUAUGAGGAUUCAUGGCCUUAUUCAAAUGAAUGAUUCUGCAUUACCUAUUGCAAAAGUAUCAGCAUUUCCAUCAAUUAGACAUACAGAUCUGACCAAGAUCCCAUCCCAAGACAACUCCUCUCAUCUUCCAGCAUCAGCCUGUAAUUAUACCUUUAGGGAGAGGAGUUCUAGGGUCCAAGAAAGGAGUCAUUUCUUACAAGAAGCCAAAAGAAAUAACCUUUCUUUAGCCUUCCUAACCUUAGAAAUGAUUGGAGGUCAAGGAAAGUUCAGCUCCAUGGGGAAAAGUGCCACAAACCAACCCCCGUACAAGAAACUUGAAAACACUCUUCUCUUGAAACCAGGCUUGUCUAAAACAUCUGGCAAAGUUGAAUUACUGCCUAAAGUUCAUGUUCAUCAAGACUCUUUACCUACAAAAACUAGCAAUGAUUCUCCUGGCCACCUGGAUCUCAUGGAAAAGAUCUUUCUUCAGAAAACACAGGGACCUAUUAAAUUGAAUAAAACAAAUAGACCUGGAAAAGUGCCCUUUCUGAAAUGGGCAACAGAAAGCUCUGAGAAGAUUCCCUCCAAGCUGCUGGGUCCCCUUGCUUGGGAUAACCACUCUGCUACCCAGAUACCAAGAGAAGAGUGGAAAUCCCAAAAGAAGUCACAGAAAAACACAGCUUUUAAGAGAAAGGACACCAUUUUGCCCCUGGGCCCUUGUGAAAAUAAUCAUUCAAUAACAGCAAUAAAUGAAGAACAAGAUAAGCCCCAAAGAGAAGCCACCUGGGCAAAGCAAGGAGGGACUGGAAGGUUGUGCUCUCAAAACCCACCAGUCUCAAAACGCCAUCAAAGGGAAAUAACCCUUAGUACUCUUCAGCCAGAGGAAGACAAAUUUGAGUAUGAUGACACCUUCUCAAUUGAAAUGAAGAGAGAAGAUUUUGACAUCUAUGGUGAAGAUGAAAAUCAGGGCCUCCGCAGCUUUCAAAAGAGAACACGACACUAUUUCAUUGCUGCAGUGGAGCGUCUCUGGGAUUAUGGGGCUCAAGGUAUGGAUGUCCCUCAGUUCAAGAAGGUGGUUUUCCAGGAAUUUACUGAUGGAUCCUUUACUCAGCCCUUAUACCGUGGAGAACUAAACGAACACUUGGGACUCGUGGGACCAUAUAUAAGAGCAGAAGUUGAAGACAAUAUCAUGGUAACUUUCAAAAACCAGGCCUCUCGUCCCUACUCCUUCUAUUCUAGCCUUAUUUCUUACGAGGAAGAUCAGAGGAAAGGAGCAGAACCUAGAAGAAAGUUUGUCAACCCUAAUGAAACCAAAAUUUACUUUUGGACAGUGCAACAUCAUAUGGCACCCACUAAAGAUGAGUUUGACUGCAAAGCCUGGGCUUAUUUUUCUGAUGUUGAUCUGGAAAAAGAUGUGCACUCAGGCUUGAUUGGACCCCUUCUGAUCUGCCGCAGCAACACACUGAACCCUGCUCACGGGAGACAAGUGACAGUGCAGGAAUUUGCUCUGUUUUUCACUAUUUUUGAUGAGACUAAGAGCUGGUACUUCACUGAAAACCUGGAAAGGAACUGCAGAGCUCCCUGCAAUAUCCAGAAGGAGGAUCCCACUUUUAAAGAAAAUUACCGCUUCCAUGCAAUCAAUGGCUAUGUGAGGGAUACACUACCUGGCUUAGUAAUGGCUCAGGAUCAAAAGAUUCGAUGGUAUCUGCUCAGCAUGGGCAGCAAUGAAAACAUCCAUUCUAUUCAUUUCAGUGGACAUGUGUUCACUGUACGGAAAAAAGAGGAAUAUAAAAUGGCAGUCUACAACCUCUAUCCAGGUGUUUUUGAGACUGUGGAAAUGCUACCAUCCAAAGUUGGAAUUUGGCGGAUAGAAUGCCUUAUUGGCGAACACCUACAAGCUGGGAUGAGCACUCUUUUUCUGGUGUACAGCAAAAAGUGUCAGACUCCACUGGGAAUGGCUUCUGGACGCAUUCGAGAUUUUCAGAUUACAGCUUCAGGACAAUAUGGACAGUGGGCCCCAAAGCUGGCCAGACUUCAUUAUUCCGGAUCAAUCAAUGCCUGGAGCACCAAGGAUCCCUUUUCCUGGAUCAAGGUGGAUCUGUUGGCACCAAUGAUUAUUCACAGCAUCAUGACCCAGGGUGCCCGUCAGAAGUUCUCCAGCCUCUACAUCUCUCAGUUUAUCAUCAUGUAUAGUCUUGAUGGAAAGAAGUGGCAGAGUUAUCGAGGGAAUUCCACUGGGACCUUAAUGGUCUUCUUUGGCAAUGUGGAUUCAUCUGGGAUAAAACACAAUAUUUUUAACCCUCCAAUUAUUGCUCGGUACAUCCGUUUGCACCCAACACAUUACAGCAUCCGCAGCACUCUUCGCAUGGAGCUGAUGGGCUGUGAUUUAAACAGUUGCAGCAUGCCACUGGGGAUGGAGAAUAAAGCAAUAUCGGAUGCCCAGAUUACUGCCUCAUCCUACUUAAACAGUAUGUUUGCCACUUGGUCUCCUUCACAAGCCCGAUUACACCUCCAGGGGAGGACUAACGCCUGGAGACCUCAGGCAAAUAAUCCAAAAGAGUGGCUGCAAGUGGACUUCCAGAAGAUAAUGAGAGUCACAGGAAUAACCACGCAGGGAGUAAAAUCGCUCCUUACCAGCAUGUAUGUGAAGGAGUUCCUCAUCAGCAGUAGUCAAGAUGGCCACGACUGGACUCUUUUUCUUCACAAUGGCAAAGUAAAGGUUUUUCAGGGAAAUCAAGACUCUUUCACACCUGUGGUGAACUCUCUAGACCCGCCCCUACUGACUCGCUACCUUCGAAUUUACCCCCAGAGCUGGGCACGCCAGAUUGCCCUGAGGCUGGAGGUUCUGGGCUGUGAGGCACAGCAGCUGUCCUGAGGGUCCAGCACCCCUCAGACUUGUCUUCUGCCUCCGAGCCCAGCCUCCAGGUUAUUUCCUGCCCCACGAUGCCCAUGGCGCCAUGACUUUUCUAUGUGGUUAGACUACACGGUCCUAGCAGACACUGCCCUGAAGCCUCCCAAAUCAACUGUCAUUAAUCCUGCGUUUCCUGGGAGCGUUGCAUUCAGUUGAACUCUUCACCAUUUGCUGCAACUGCUCCCAGAUUGGCUUUUCCUUCCCAUGUAAUGAGGAAAGGAGAAAACUCAUCUGGAAAGCAUUCUCCUCCUGACAAAUUAGGUCUCUCACACAGCCACCACUUCCUCUUUUGUAGAAAAACAGUGUGUUUAAAGUUGGCAGAAGAUAUUCAUGAAGUAAGCAUUUCAGAUUAGGCUUCAUACAUUUAAAAUAAAACCCUCAUUUGUUUCUUAUCCUGGUGAAGCAUGGAGCAAAACAUGUUUGGGGAUCAUAUCACCACAGCCUUGAAGCCAAAGGCAAGUCAUCUUAACAAUCUGCAAAAUGUAGAUAAUGUAAGAACCAGUACAUAAAGUCUAUUUUUGCCUCCUUAUAGAUAGAUACAAUUAUCUUAGUUGGUCAUACUCUUCCCUCAAAAACUAGUGUUUUUAAACUGAGACUCACAGGUGGGAUUCAAGAACCGCCCCCCCCAAUUCCCUGACAUUAUAUACAACAUUAUGUAUGAAUGCAUAUGUGCGUUUUUCUGACAACAGUGUCCAAAGAUUUCAUCAGAGUUUUAAAGGAGCGAAUGGCUUUAAAGAGUUCAAUUUAAUCUCAGAAGGAUGUACAAAUAAAGCCAUUUGGUCUUAAUUCUAACCAACAAGUAAAAUAAUAGGUUAGGAUCACAGAAGUAAAAUGACAAUGUCCCCUUGAAAUAUGUGGUGACCAAGAAAGGUAAUAAUCAUAAUAGAUUUCUAAAGAGCAUAUUUUUAAUAUUCCCACAGAGAAACAAGGAAAAUCCAUGGCUGUCUGGGAUAGGAGCUUCACCUGUAUAAUUCUAGUGAUACACUCAUUUUACUCCCUCCCUCAGCUAAUUUCCUGCUGAAACACAGCAAAAAUGAAGCAGGGGAAAUUCUAUACCGUGACGGGAAACUAGAGUCCCAAUUACAUAGCUGGAGUUUCAAGGAGUCAGAAGAACACUGAGCUGGCGAAAGCAGAGCGAAAAGACCUCUAGUGCACCCCACCCGCCAUGCAGGACGCGCCUCCACCUGCUUCUUACACCUGCUUGCCCCCCUCACUAUGACUCCACAAACAUUUCCUAGAUGGCAAAGGGGGCUAGAGGCAAGGAUAAACCAUAGAGCAGCUGGAGGAAGCAUCCAAAGUUGGCAAUCCAGAGCAAUUUAAAAACAGGAGUUCCUAGUGUAAGAGAAAAAUGUAUUACAAUCUCAGAAGAAGUAAGAAAAUAAAUGCUUUUUUUCCACAAGCUAGAGCAUUUUCUAAUAAUCCUGCUUGACGCUGAUCCGACCUUUUGGGGGAAUGUAGCACAAACCACAACGAUGAAGGUACAAAGGGUCAUAAUUCUGUAAGAUUGUAAGGUCAGAGGUUAAUUUACAGAAAUCAAUAAAUUGUUUUUCUUAAUAGCCUGGUAGAAAAGUUAACCCCAAAGGUGAUAUGGUUUUAUUUCCUGUAAAAGUUUAGUCACUCUUAUGUCUAACUUAAUGACCAUGUUUUGGCAUUCUUUUCCUAUUGACUAUAUACAUCUCUAUUUCUCAAAUGCUCUUGGACCCAGGCCUUUUGUCUUCCUGCUGAUUUCCUCAAUAACUAAAUAAAAUCUUGGCACAUACAAACAAA